This is a messenger RNA of Plasmodium vivax (malaria parasite P. vivax), 8304 nucleotides long. RefSeq lists its product as hypothetical. The coding region runs from base 1 to 8304 and encodes 2767 amino acids. The record is from RefSeq and is a predicted model, not a curated record. The transcript has a single exon. Lineage: Eukaryota; Apicomplexa; Aconoidasida; Haemosporida; Plasmodiidae.
AUGGAAGAAGCCAAAGAAGGAACUCCCCUGGAAGAUAAGUGCUCAGGAAAUGAAGAGCCAAAAAAAGGAAAAACAACCAGCAGAUGUAAAAAGGUAAAGGGGUUACACAAAGCGAAAUCGAACGAGAAGAGGAAAAAAUCGUCCAAGAAUUUUAAGACCUUUAAAACGUUCAGAUAUUUUAAGCCCUUCAGGCAGUUUAAAAAUGCGAAAAGUUUGAAAAGUUUGAAAAAUGGGAAAAAUUGUAAAAGUCAGAAAAAGAGGGAAAAAGAAAAGGCAAAAAAGAGAGCCAAAAGGAAGGCGAAGAAAAAUGCCCCCAAGGAGCUCCUACUCCCUGUGGGGCAGGCCAGACGGGUGGAACUCCCAAAUGAGGGGGACGCUACUUUGGGAAACGUGGAGAAGCAGCUAUCACCCCAGAUGGGCGUGACACAAAACAGGGCCAAUUCGAGCAAUAGUGGCAAAAAAAAGUGGAGUAACAUUAGCAGCAAUGUUGGAAAUACCGCUUUACCUGAAGAUAAAUUUGUUCCUAACCAUUCUGAUGAGCAGAUGAGGGGAAGCGUCAACAAUGGCUACGAAAUUGAAGGAAGUGUAGAUGAGGACCACCCCUUUGCAGUCCACACCGAUGUAGCCACGGAAAAGACACCCCCUGUGGAAGCACACAAAGGGGAUAACCUUAACUACGUAGUGGAAAAGAACUCGCCAAAUAGGGCAACACAACUGGGUGUCACCAUGCAGCAUUGCGAAAAGAACUCAUGUAGGGAAGCAAAUUGGCCCGUUUUGGAGCCCCACAUGAGUGGCCCUCAAAGGAACUGCUGCGUAGGGGCUGAAGAAAUGGCUCAGAUGGAUGCAAGCAGGACGAGCAAACAGAAUGACCCAAACGUGACGCUACCAUAUGGAAUGCACCCCGCACAGCACGAAGCAGAAGCAGCGCAUCACCUGAUAGACCCACUGGGAACAAAACAAACGUCGCGCAUCCAAUUCAGAGAAAUCAUCGCGUCGAUGAAAGAGGACACGAAAAGUAUCAUCAGCGUGAUGGAAAACCUAAGCGAAGAAAAACUCCUCUAUUUGACCAUCCCAUUUAGCGAAAAUUACGACAUUGUAAAAUAUUUCAAUUUCCUAUCUCUGGAGAAAAUAAAAAAAAUGAUAAACCUACUUCAUGUAGAUAAUUACAAAAAUUUUAUUCUCUCAUUUAACCAAAAAAAAAUAAUUGAAAUUGUGAACCACGUGUCUGUUAACACAUCCAUCAGUGUGCUCUUAAAUUUGUCCAACAAUAAGGUAGCCUACAUAUUAAGCCAUAUAGAGGAGAAAAUCCUCAUCAAUUUGCUGAAUGGAAUACCUAUAUGUAAAUUCUACCACAUAGCGGAAUGUUUGCCUAUGCAAAAGGUAAGUCUCCUCUCAAUCAAUAUAACUUAUGAAAAAUUGUACGUCCUUCACAACUCCUUGCCAUCUAAAAAAUUGCAUCAGCUAGCCAAUAAUCUCUCCGUGGAAACUCUCAACAGGUUGAUAAAUGAACUGCCCCUAUACAAAUCUGUCAAAGUGUUGAAAAUGCUGCCUCCUUGCAAAAUUGCACACUCGAUCAACGUAAACGAAUUGACGCCCCAGUUUGCCUCCGAAAUUGGGAGAUCCUUCAACGCGCCUGAUAUUGUAGAAAUUGUGAAUUACCUAAAUGAGGGGAAUGCAGCUAUGUUACUCAGCAGGUGUAACUCAACCAAAAUUAUUCUCUACAUAAAUUACAUAUCAAUGGAAGAGUUUAAAUCUCUCGCUCCAAAAUUGCCUACUCAAUUUUUGGCACAAAUUGUUAAUGAUAUAUCUUUGAAAUUACUCGUGGAGUUGUUCGUGUCUCUGCCUGAGGAGAAGGCCGCUCCUUGCUUGUGCGCCCUCACGCAGAGGAAGCUCAACUUUGCCCUGCGCGUUAAUGCGGCGCAGAGGGUCGUGAUAGACACAGUGCUGCGGCAGGGCGGGGCCGUCCAGCGGGGGUUCCCCGCCACAGAAGCGACUAUAGACGCGACUACCAAAGAAGCAGCUAUGGAUGUGACUACCACGGAAGAAGCUAUGCACUUGACUAACACCGCUUCUACCACCGCUGCCACCAACGGUGCCGCCCCCCCCCACAGGCGGCUCCUCAACAUGAUCGAUGAGCACAAUUGGGCCCUCCUCCUUAGCCAGCUGAACGCAGACGAGUAUGCCCCAUUCUGCAAUUUGCUGAGCCAAGACAAGGUGGAGCAGAUCGCCAACUCCCUCUGCGUCGACUGCAAAACAGCCGCAGCGCUUAUCCUGCAUUUGCCGCUCACCAAAAUGGUUGGCAUCCUCCAAAGUGUAGGGCAAAAACGAAGGGAAGAAAUAGCGAAGUAUAUGCCGACCUUUGUCUCCCACAUGGUCCUCCACAAACGAAGUAACCAACAGUGCAUGAACAAGAUAGAACAAAUGUUUAUCACCUGCAAAUUGCUGCGAUUGAGAAAAGUCUUUAGGAAGAGUAAGAAAAUACCCACUCUGAAAAAAAAGAAAAAAAAAUUAAAACGUUACCAUUUGAGGAAAAAAACAAAUGAAAUUAUACGUAGCAUUAAUUUGAAGAAUUACUCCAAAUUUUUGAACUCCAUUUCUUGUGCCAAAAUUGUGGAAAUGAAUCGCGUCAUCGACAACAUCAUGUGCAGGCAUCCAUAUGCUGAGCCUAAAGUGUUGGACUGCCUUUUCUUUUUCUUUAACUUUUUUGGCAAAGUCGCGGCUUCGAAGUGGAAGACAGAGGAGAGGGCCCUGCAGUGGCUAGCCAAGGGUGGUUCGAAAAAUGGGGGGGUGCCGCAAAACGGGGAAGUACCACCAAAUGGGGAGCGCCCGCGUGGCACCCAUAAACAGACCAAGCUGUGCCCCCGAGUAGGCAGCACAAACACAGGGCAGUUCAGCCCCCCCCCUGCGAUGAUCAAAGGGAAUGCCUCCCUAGAUGGCACGACGAUAAGGAAAAAUGCAAUCCAUGAGAGCCACACAAGUCACUCGAGCUGUACAAACCACAUGGCGGCGGAGACAGCAAAGGGCAAUCCCAACAAGAGAGGGAGGAGCUCCUUCUACACAUUUUUAGUCCACUUUGUCUGCUUCAUAAAAAUGCACAUAGAAACGUACGUGCUCCAGAGUAGGGGAGAUUGGCACCACGGGGGGGAAGAGGAGGAGGGGCAGCCACCCCCCAACUGGCCACCAAGCGGUUUACCCUCAAAAGGGCCGUUUCCACCAAAUAACGAACAGCGUAGUAGCGCCCCCCUGGAGGAAGACUCCAGUGUGAUGGAACCCAACCCCCACUGCAGAACGACACGCAAAAUCCUAACCCCCACCAACAGUAAGCUAAUCUUCAAUAGUGUGAGAAAAAUUAUGAAAAAUAUUUUCUACUCUGUUAGGAAGAUAAACCAAAUGGGGAAUCCUCCCCUCGUCUUGAAGCACCUCUCCAUGCUGAACAUCAUACGGGCUGACAUAGCCCAGUGUAAAAGUGAAAAGCGGAAGGAGAGUUUGAAAAAGAGGAGUGGUCGGCUCUAUUCCACGGGGACUUCAAAGAAGAGUAUACGCAUUAGAGAUGGAAGAGCCACCAUCAUUGCGGUUAAAAACAGAGCAGGUGUUACCCCCCAUAGUAGCAACUUCUUAAGUGAAAAAUGUCCACUCGAAAAAGGUAUAUUCAGCGAAAUGGAAAAGAAAAAUUGUGCAAAUGGGGCAGGCGAUGGGGAGAGAACUAAAGAAGCUGUGGCGAGAGAAGAUUCUGUGGAGAAGAAAGAAUCUAACUACACCAUAGGAAUGGCACAAAAUGGUAUGACCCCAUGCGCACUUAAGGAAGGGGAAACUCCCCAGUUGAGGAACUUUCACACAAAUGCGAAGGGAAUAUUUGGCCCUUUUUUCAAUUUGAACAAAAGGGAGACGUGGAAAUAUGACCCUCUUGUUAAUGACCAAGGGGAUAACCAAAUCGCAGAAAGGAGCGGUCGAAAAAAAGACACAAAUGAACGUAGGGCUCUCAUUAAAAAAAGCAAAAAAAAUUACUUCAAAAAGUUAAAGAAUAUCCCCCAAAUGGCCAGUUUUAAAAGAUUCACACGUAGAGAUAAACACCGCAGUAGUAGACCACGUAGAGUUUCACCCCCAAAUGGAAGCAUAAAUGCCCCAAUGGAGAUUUGCCAAACGGAUCGACAAAGCAGAAACAGUGCUGCUAACCAGCGCAUUAAUGAAGAGGCAUUUUUUUCCACCCCAAAUAGCCAAACAGAAGAAGUGCCAUCGGAUGUGUCCACCAAAGGGAGGAAAAACAAAGUGUCCCUCCUAAAAUUCAUAUUCGCUUUGAACGAUUCGAAUGCGAAGAAGUACUCUAAUAACAUAACCCUAAUCAUCAAUUUUUUUUUUUUGAAAAAAAAAAAUUUCCUGAGCAAGUGCAAGAACCAAAUUGUGGGGUCUUCUCUAAACGUGCUUAUAAAUGAUAGCGGCUGUAAGAGGUUAUUAAAUUUUAGUGCACCCCACAGCGACACCUCAUGUUACAUUAAUUCGAACAUUGUAUCUCUGCAAUAUGACGACACGGAAGCUAUUAAAAGCUUGCACUCUUUGACAUCUAGCAAAUCGGUUCCCAGGUGCACUACCCCCGGGAUAACCCCCUCCAUUGAUGCGCGUACCGACCUGUCCGCUAUCCCACAAAAGGGGGAGCCCCAAAAUUGUUUUAAAAAUGAAAAGUCGUCAACAGGAAUGAACAAACAGAAGAAUAACAUGCCAAUUAAAAAUACGCCAAUUAAAAACGUGUCAGUUAAAAACAUGUGUAACGAUCUAAAUUCCAGCAUCAUCCUCCUGUGGAAGUCCCCCCAAUUUGGCUACGUCCUCUUGGACGCGCAUAAUUCUCUUCAUAUAAGCAUUAAUGACCCCUCCAGUCAGUUUUCUCUGAACCUGUUCAGGCAACAUGAUGAUGUAACCGUAGGGGGAGCUACCUACAGGAAGGGCAACUUAUUUUUCGCGAAAAAGGGGAAGAAAAAAAUGAGCUUCAAAAAGAUCAAAUCGAUGUUCUCAAGGAUUUUGGAGAAGAAGAAAUCUGCUCCAGUUGAGAAGAGGCCAAAUGGUGCGAUUUUGGAAAGGGAGCUAAGCGGCGCAGGAGGAGACACGAGGGAAAGACAAAAUGGGGAUAAUCUCCCCUAUAGGACUGCUUUACUCCCAAGUGGAAAGAAUAACCUCACCGAGGGUGAAGGAGACGCACCAGGAGAUGUCUGCAGCAGGGGGGAUAACUUUGCCAAGGAAGAUGGCCCCAAACCGGAGGAAUACCUAAUCAGUGACGAUAAUGAGGUGUAUUUCGGCGACGAGUACUACAACUGCUAUGAGGGAGAGACGCCCAGUGCGUUUGCCAAUGAGGGAAGCCACCCAAUUGGGGAAAGCGCCUUCGGUAGCGGCCCCCUUCAACGUCCCCCCAAAAGCGAAAAGAAUGGCGAACUGGCCACCCACCAGGAGAGAGCAACAAGCGUGAGGGCUCCAAAGAGCGAACAUGCACCCAACGCAGAAAAGUCAAAAAAUGCACGAAGCGGAGCAAGGGAAACGAACGAAACAAACGGAGCAAACGAACCAAACGAACCAAACGAACCAAACGAACCAAACGGAGUAAGCAAACCAAACGAACGAAGCGCUUGCAAAAAACGGAACAGAAAGCACCCCCUACAAAACAAACACAGCAUAGUGAUCAACAAGUUCAGUAACAUCAUCAACGAGGCACAAAGAAUCCUGUCUGUAAAGGAAAAAAUCAUCAACAAGAAAAUAGUAGAGCAAAUCCACGCCAGCUGCAUAUCUCCGAGCUCCCUCACCGAAAGUGAAAAGGAAAAAAUGAGGGAAAUAAAAAACAACGAACUUAACAAAAUUAUGGAAGAAGAAUUGCGGAAGGUGAAUAAAAAUUUCCAACCCAGAGAUACCCACUCGUUUGGAAACACCAGCUACACAGAUGAUGAGUUUAAUAUAAUACUCUAUCUAGAAAAAAGGAAAAAAAAAAAAGACCAAAAAGGGGCAAAGAAAAAAAAACAAGUCAUUCCUCUUAGGAGAAAGGAAAAAUAUUUUAUUCCCUUUCAGUUUAAUAGAAGUAAAAUAUUAAAAUUAAAAUUGUUGACGCUUAUUGAAAAUUCUCUAUGUAGUUACGACGUCAACAUAGGGGAGGGCACCUUCAUCGGUGCAGCCGAUCAACAGAGACAACGCGAAAUGAUAAAGGGGUAUGUAGACCCUUCUCCGGAAAAUAUCACCAGUGGAUUUCUUUUCCCCCUUGAAGAGGUUCCUUCUAGCGGUUCUCACAACUUGGCGGAGAAAUCCAUUUUUUCAUUUCUAAAUUCGAAUGCUUCUCAGGAGAAAUCGAACGUAGAUAUGGCUCCUCUGAGUGGGGAGCCAAAUGGGUUUCCAAAAAAUAGGCUAACCUUAACGAACCAAGUGGGUGGUAACAACCUGUGCGUCCUGCAUGAUGAUAUGCUUAAUGACCCCCCCAUCGAAAUUGGCAUACACACAGAGAAGAACGAACCAAGUGCCCCAUAUACGAGGAGUAAGAUCCUUCCAAACGAGAUAAACAAAAAAAAGGAGCACCUACAAAAUGAGCAGUUUCACAAUUAUGUAGAUAUUGCCCCGUUUGAGCCCUGCCAUAGCUCCAGUUCAACCCUCCUCGCGGAUAAGUACCCCCCCAAUAAGUGCUCAUCACUGCAUCUAAGCAACAACUCCCACAAUAAGACAAACACGCACACGAACAGAACGUGUGAGAGCUCCUACGAAAUUGUAAAUAGCGCGACACUGCAUGAGAAGAACAACUCCACAAAAGGGUCAUCAUCAAGUGAAUCGAAUGGAAGUGUCCAAAAGGGCCCCCCCUCCGCUGCUAAAGGAAGGAGCGAGUGGGGGCAACCCCCAAAGGAGGGACUAACACAUAGCAGCUUACUUUACAAGCACAGCUACAACAAUUUGGAGACGCAUUCAAAGGAAAGAGGUAGCGCCGGUUAUGUGAGAAAAUUGGAUCGAGUUGAUAACGCCUCUCUAACGUUGGAGAAACGGGAAGGAGACGCACCUUCGAACAGCGUGGAGCACGCCAAACGGGGCAACUAUUUUGCACCCCACAUAGUGGGCCACGGCAACCGAUCGGAGGACCUCCACUUGGAAUUAAGUCCACUCGAAAAGUGCGUAAAGCGGAAUCACCUCUACAACAACGUUGGGAAAAAUGGCGUAGCACAGCACGACGAGGCGCAUUUGGCGGAAAAAAGGGAGCACUUCCUGAACAGUUUGCUCAGCCGGAUCCGCAGCGAGCGGAACGGGGCUGACCACUUGGGUGGUAACUUGGACGACAACGCAGCUGACGGCAACUCAGCUCACUGCUCAUUUGACCGCUCAUUUGCCCCCUCAGCUGCGAACCCACAUGGGGUGCUCGGGGCGGAAAAGGUGGGCCUCCUCAAUCUGCACUGCCUGUUCGAAAAUAAGUCGGCAAAUUUCUGCCUGAUCAGCGAGGGCUGCGCCAAGGCCAGCAAUUACGUCAACGACAGCAUGCUCAUUCACACCAAGCUGUACAAUGAAAUCUUCCACAUAAAGAAGGACGACAUGUCUGCCUCGGAAGGGUGUUCCAUGCUGGGCGAGUCCGUCGCUUCCAACUCGUCUAACGCCUCUGACGCCUCUGACGCCUCUAACGCGUCCAAUCCGCCGCGUACCCACAGUGAUGGCCGCCAUAGCGGCUCGACGGGAAACCAAACCACGUGCAUUCACAAGAAGAAAAAAAUACUUUGCAACAGCUGCGGAAGUGCCCUCAAAAAAAAUCUCCUAAACGACCUGUUCUUCUUCAGAAUAACCAUAAUUAAUAUAAAGUCAUUCCUUUCCAAGCGUGUAAAAAUUAACAUACAUUACCAGAGCCCUUUGAUCCGUGCCAACUUUGCCUCCAAGGACAAUGUUAGAUACUCCUUGGAAAAAAAUAUGACCGAAUAUAAGCUCAGAAUUAUUGCCAUUAAUAAAAAAAAAAUGCGAAAAAAGUUGUCCCUAUCCAAGUCGAAAUUUUUCAGAAAAUGUCUCGAAAUUGAGUUAGUUAGCAGUUUGGAUGAUACGCUAAUUUCUCAGGGGGAAGAAAAAAAGGAGGUGGGAAAAUGCUCAAGGGAUGGCAGCAGUGUUCACUCCUCCACGGGCCAUUUCAAUACACAUACGGAUGACCGUUUGGGGGAUAAAAUAGAAAGGAGAAAAAAUUUGUCCUAUAGGCAGAUAAAGAAUUAUUCAAAACGCCUGUCCAGCAUGAACCAGUCCUCCAACGAUGUGCCCCCUGCGAUAUACAAUUCUCACUUUGCCGUGCUGAACUUCAGCAUCCUUGACGAUAAAAAUAAGAAGUAG